Physeter macrocephalus (sperm whale) is the source of this 1217-nucleotide messenger RNA. It is a transcript of the gene CALHM3, whose product is annotated as calcium homeostasis modulator 3. Lineage: Eukaryota; Metazoa; Chordata; Mammalia; Artiodactyla; Physeteridae. The record is from RefSeq and is a predicted model, not a curated record. Gene Ontology annotation, cellular component: plasma membrane. Gene Ontology annotation, molecular function: monoatomic cation channel activity.
GUCCCCUCAGGCCCUUGGAAGACAAGGAAAAACCUCCCGCAGCCCCGGGCUCGCCCCCAGCGGGGCUGGCAUUGACCAGGAAGGCAGCCGAAACCUCCCCGCCCGCCACCCGCAGCUGCCCUCUCCCCAGGCCCGGCCAUGGGUAAAUUCCGCACGCUCUUCCAGCACCUCCAGUCCAGCUCCGAGUCGGUGAUGAAUGGCAUCUGCCUGCUGCUGGCCGCGGUCACAGUCAAGCUGUACUGCUCCUUCGACUUCAACUGCCCCCGCCUGGCGCGCUACAGUCCCCUCUACGGCCUGGGCUUGCUGCUCAAGCCCCCAGCCGCCCUUUUCCUCUGCAGCCUCCUGGCCAACCGGCAGCAGUCCGUGGUGAUGGUGGAGGAGUGGCGCCGGCCUGCGGGGCACCGAAGGAAGGACCCAGGAAUCAUCAGGUAUAUGUUCUCCUCUGUGCUGCAGAGAGCACUGGCCGCCCCCCUUGGCUGGAUCCUGCUGGCUCUCCUCGAUGCGAAGUGCUUCGUGUGUGCCUUCAGCAGCUCCGUGGACCCCGACAAGUUUCUAGACUUUGCCAACAUGACCCCCAGCCAGGUGCAGCUCUUUCUGGCCAAGGUGGCCUGCAAGGAAGAUGAGCUGGUCAGGGACAGCCCCGCUCGGAAGGCAGUGUCUCACUACCUGCAGUGCCUGUCACAGGCCAUCGGCUGGGGUAUCACCCUGCUGCUGAUCGUCGUGGCCUUCCUGGCCCGCUGUUUGAGGCCCUGCUUCGACCAGACAGCCCUCCUGCAGCACAGAUACUGGAGCAACUACGUGGACCUGGAGCAGAAGCUCUUCGACGAGACAUGCUGAGAGCACGCCCGGGACUUCGCGCACCGCUGCGUGCUGCACUUCUUCGCCAGCAUGCAGAGCGAGAUGCGGGCGCGGGGGCUGCGCCGGGACUCCGCGGGCAGGGGGCCGGAGACCCCUGAGAUGCCCGAGCCCCGCGAGGGCCUGGACGGCGGAAGCGGGAAAGCCCACCUGCACGCAGUCUCCAGUCAGGAGCAGGUGGACCUCCUCCUGAGCACCUGGUACUCCAGCAAACCACCACUUGACCUCAUGGCAUCUCCUGGGCUCUGGGGGUGGGGGUGGGGUGGCCCCAGGCACCAGGCCAUCCCAGCACACCGACGUGUAAGGACCCUGGCCGUGUCCCCACGUAAAAUGCCCGCUCUGACAAGGGUCUGAGGGCUUUC